UCAGCCGUUGACGGUGACACAUCAAUGACAGACUAAAGCCGAAAUCGAAAAAGUUUCUUGAUUCUUGUUUGGUUCUUCUCGUUAUAUUUAUGUGUGAAAUUUUGUGAAGAUAAUUUUGUGCAUACUUUAUUCAAAAUGUUUGAUCCAAUGGCUAAUGCACCUCCGCUUUGGAGUAACGGGCCUACCCCAGGUUCAUUUUACAAUUUUCCAGGACCUCAAACAAAGCCAAACGACCAUUUCACACAUUCACAGUCUCCAGUGACGACCGCAACUUCAAUAGUGGCCUUAGCAUACGAUAAGGGCAUCAUGAUUGCAGGGGAUCUCUUAGCUUCUUAUGGAUCCUUGGCACGUUAUAGAAAUUGCCCCAGAAUCAUGGAAGUUAAUGACAACAUUCUCCUAGGUGCUGGUGGUGAUUAUGCAGAUUUUCAGUAUGUCAAGUCGUUCAUUGAACAGAAAAUAAUUGAUGAAGAAUGUUUGGAUGAUGGCAUCAAACUUAAACCAAAGUCUCUAUAUUGUUGGUUAACAAGAGUUAUGUAUCAAAGAAGGAAUAAGUUUGAUCCCUUGUGGAAUAACCUUGUAAUAGGUGGUAUUCAGGAUGGUACACCUUUCCUUGGUACAGUUGACAAGCUAGGGACAGCCUACACUGAUAGGGCAAUUUGCACAGGAUAUGGUGCUCAUAUUGCCCUACCAAUGAUCCGUGAUGCUAUAGAGAAGAAGGCACAACCCCUGACUCAGGCUGAAGCUCGUGCUCUCAUUGAAAAGAGUUUGGAGGUACUUUUUUACCGAGAUGCUAGAAGUUACCCUAAAUAUCAGCUGGGAAUCAUAGAUCAGGAUGAGGGUGUUAAAAUUGAAGGUCCACUUUCUGUUAGCCAAAACUGGAAUAUUGCUACAAUUAUUAAAUCAGUGUGAACUCUUCUUUUUUAAUGUGAAUGUGGGAUUGUUUCAAUCAAAAUAUAUUAUAUUUAACAACUAG
Messenger RNA from Phaedon cochleariae (mustard beetle), 973 nucleotides. The record is from the annotation of a GenBank genome assembly. NCBI's taxonomy places the organism in Eukaryota, Metazoa, Arthropoda, Insecta, Coleoptera, Chrysomelidae.